AUGGCCAAAGCAGCAUCCCCGUAUUGUCGAAAGGACUCGGGCAUUGAACUAGACGAUAAAUACGAGAAGACCUCCUUCCUUGCUCUUCCAGCCGAGAUUCGCACCCAGAUCUGGCAACUCGUCUUCGACCCAGCACAAAGCUANCAAAAUGCAUUUCAAUGCCCCAGAUGCAACGAAAAUGCACCUUCAGCUCUUCAAGAAGACUACUGGGCUUCAACAUACCUCCAACCUCUACUCACCUGCCGUCAAUUCUAUCAAGACGCCCAUCUCCUAGCCUUCUCCCGAACAACCUUCGUGAUUCGUAACCCAUAUACCGUACUCGAUAUUGCAGGCCGCAUAAACUCCACACUUCGCCCUGCCCAGAUCUCCUCCCUUCGCAGUAUAGCAAUCAUCUCAGAAGCACGCCAUUUCCGCCAGAUGCACCAUUGGAAGACUCAUGCGUUUGGGAUACCUGCUCUUCGGCUUGAAGACAUGACGAUCAUACUACAUCGGUCCUCGUACUGGCAUUAUCUGUUCGACUUCAAUGUCAUGAUGACACAGAUGCUAAGGGACUUUAGCGGUGUUAAGAAGAUAUGUUUCGUACGGAAUCAUGCAAGAGUAAAGCCACACUUCCACACUUGGUUCAAUAGAUUUGUGGGUGCCAUGAUGAGAUUGGAUAGAGUGGAGAGGUUUGGAAGGAAAGAGUCUCGAGCGGAAAAGACUUGGUGGAAUUGGGUUUAUGAAGAUGACAAACAGACUGCGACGUUGAUCAAGGUGCCGAGUAAGGAUGCUGCGUUGGAUGUUGAGGAGUAUGAUGAGCUCAUGGCGCCUAUGAUGGAGUGGUUGAAGAAGAGUAUGGAGCUUGAGGAGUAUGAUCCGGAUCCGAUGUCGAGGCUUGGGUUUGUUUGA
Molecule: messenger RNA, 888 nt
Organism: Aureobasidium musti
Lineage: Eukaryota; Fungi; Ascomycota; Dothideomycetes; Dothideales; Saccotheciaceae
Source: the annotation of a GenBank genome assembly